CGUCGCGGUCGGAAGUCGCAAGCUACAGUUCUCUAAGUUUCGGUUUAACUGUUGGACUGCUGUACAGCAGCACACUUUGGAGUGUGAGUGAAAGUGAAAAAGUGAAAAUCAAGGUUACUGUACAUGCAGGCAGUUUCUGUCGAGUCUGGUUUAUUAUCACCCACUGAAGUUGUCGCUCCUGGAAGGAGAGAACCGGAAGCGUUGUCUAAUUUGUCCCUGUUUGCCAACCGGCCAGUGGGGAGUUGUCACUGGACAGAAGCGUCCCAUCCGCAUAAUCCUCGUUUGAGUCCAAUGUACGUGUAAGCGGGAAAUGAUCCAGGUGUAAUCCGGUCCAUUCAAUGUGUUUCGUCGUACGAAACCUGACAUACCGUAGCAGUAACAUAUACGUGCGUGAGCUAUUGUAGCUCUUCUCUACGGGGAUUGCAAUAUUCCAUUAAAAAAAAAAUACUCAGAGCUGGAACUCAAUCACUAGUGGAAAUCACUCUGACUCUGCCGGAUAGAAGAGAGUGAGAUCGUUGUAGCAAGUCCUCCUGUUUCGGUUGCUCAGCGUGCAGCGUGCGUGCUCGAGAAAGCAUACGAGCAAACCGACCCGCAUUUUGCGACCAGAACGGAAUCAGUGCUCGCCGGGAUCGCAGUGAGUUUGGUUUGGUUUGGUGUAAGGUCUAUCCAAGUAAAUCACCGCCGGAGUGUGGAAGAGAAGUGUGCGCACCUCCAUUCUGAAAGCCAGCUACAAGUAUGUACAGUCCACCUACCGACGACACAUAGGAAAACCGUGACAAAGUGAGAUGUUAAAUGUGUAAUUUAUCGCUAUAGUCGAAAUUCUUAUUAAAUUGAAAAUUGAUGUAGAGAAGAGAGGAAGUGAACGGUGAACAGCUUGUAAACGUGUUUUAUUACAAUUGUCUACGUGUGUAGGUCAAAUCCGGUGCCUGGCCGUCAAUGAAAACGAACAUUUCGGUAAAAGCAGUUAAACUAGCAAACCGAGCGCUGAUAAUUGGAUUUUUUUUUGUGAAAAUUUUAGUGAAAUAACGGCGAUUAAGCAAAACUGUUUAACCGCAACAGUUCUCAGCGCCGGUUGGCGUUAGUGAAAUGUGAAAAUUGGCAGCUGCGAAUAGAAGUCUCGAAACUGACCGUGGCGAGAAUUUGAUAACGUUAUACUAUCAGGAAUUGAAAUCCGGUCAGCAUUGUGCACGAAACACGCCAAGUGGAAAGGACGAACAACAACAGAUGCCUGCUCGUGAUCCGAGAUACAAGUUUUCUCUUUUGGCGUGGGAAUACAUACCGCCCGUCGGUGUAGAUUUUCGUUUUUCGGAUUUCAUCCAGUGUACACAAAAAAACACGUGCCAACCAUCACCAGCUGACACAUAUAGGGGACCAGGAUUAGGUAAAGCUCAAGAUGGAAAACUUUUUCCCUCCGCUUGAGUCAUCAUCGUUUCUAGUACUGAAGCGGCCUGAAUCGAACCGAAAGGGCACCAAGUUUUGAACAACUUUUAGCGAAUUGCAGGCGAGGUCGGAAGUGCCAUUACUGUAGUGUUUCCAUGUUCCAUCAGCUGCAUAUACACAACACACAGAUCAGAGGAGGUUAUUCGUGAGUGAAAAAUUUAUUGAAUCGGAAAAUCUAUCUCUCUUCCUAGAGUGUGUACGUAGUGCUAGUGUGUACAAAAGUGCCCGAAGCGAAACGCGCAAGUGAGUGGGCAAUUUAUUUUCGCAGCAUCAUCGCCACGCGACGCUCGUAAGACCCUGUUCUCGAUUCGUCUCCUAAUCGGGACGAAAGUUGUUUGAUGUACACAAGUGAAGAAACCAAACGAGUGAAGUUUUCGUUAAGUUCCUGAGAACGAGAAGCAGACUCAAGCUUUGACAUCGACUAGUAGCGCCAAAGUCGCCGUAGCAAGAGUACACAACGAUGGCAGCUAACGUUUUCAAGUGGGAAAAACUAUCGCCAAGUGAAUUUCAGCAGCUGCAGGAUCUUGCAUCGUACUCCACGAAAAAGCUGCAGAAUGUGCUGCAGGAGUUUUGCUCGCCCAGCACUCCAUCAGCGUCACGCUUUCAGCCGGAUGGGGAUGUUGACUACGAAGGGUUUCGUCGCUUCCUGGACGCGUUCCUUGAUUGCGAAACGCCGGAGGAGCUUUCCCAGCAUUUGUUCAUAUCAUUCCUGAAGCCUGCUCUGUACCAGGCACAGCAAAUCCAUGGAAAGGCGCUUAGCCAAAUGGCCGCUAUCAGUAGCAACGCAGCUUGUGCUCCGGUGACGUCUCAUAAUCGGGGGUCUAUCCCCAACCUGAACAACGUCAUUGAUCUGCCAACACCGCAGCCUUCGCAGGAAUCACAGCGUAACAGUUUUGUGGAGCGGAUACAUGGCAUCACGGACAAACUUCAAUCGCUCGGUCACCUGGGACAUGAAAGCAGCGACCGGCAGGGCAAAAGUGGCACGGUUCACCCGAUGCUGACGGUGACACCAAGCCCGAUGGGAGGUAACACGUCAAUCCUGCAAGCUCCCUUCCGGCGGUCGGCGGACUCAAGCCCGUCGCACAGUCACAGCCACAGCCAUUCGCAGAUUUCGCGAAAUUCAUCACGUAAAAGCAACAAUUCAGUCAACUGUCGAAUAGAAGAUAUUCGCUUGCUUCCACGAAAGCAAUCAUAUCUCGAUCCGUUGCUUUUCAAGGUGCCACUAAAGGAUGUCGUAUGUUAUCUAUCGUUGCUGGAAGCUGGACGGCCGGAAGAUAAAUUGGAAUUUAUGUUUCGGCUGUAUGAUACCGACGGAAAUGGCGUUCUGGACACCACCGAAACGGAUGCCAUCGUAAAUCAAAUGAUGUCCGUCGCAGAGUAUCUCGGCUGGGAUGUAUCCGAACUGAGACCGAUCCUGCAAGAUAUGAUGACGGAAAUCGACUACGACGGUGACGGGUGCGUUUCGCUGGAUGAAUGGCAACGAGGAGGACUAACCACUAUUCCGUUGCUGGUGCUACUCGGUGUCGACAAUACGCUGAAGGAGGAUGGUUACCACGUGUGGCGUCUGAAACACUUUAGCAAGCCAGCUUACUGCAAUAUGUGCCUCAACAUGCUGGUGGGUCUCGGCAAGAAGGGCCUCUGCUGUGUGCUGUGCAAAUACACGGUUCACGAGCGGUGCGUCCAGCGGGCUCCAGCUUCCUGCAUUGCCACCUACGUCAAGUCGAAAAAAUCGAAAACCACUUCAACCUUUCAGCAUCACUGGGUCGAAGGCAACUGCUACGGUCGGUGUUCCAAAUGUCGGAAACGAAUCAAAGCUUAUAACGGCAUUACUGGAUUAACUUGUCGCUGGUGCCGCAUGAUGCUUCACAACAAAUGUGCAUCCCUGGUGAAGGCGGAAUGCAGUCUGGGCGAGUUUGCCAACGUGGUACUUCCGCCCACUGCCAUCUGUCCGGCCGUGUUGGAUCGACAGAAGUCAAUCAAUUUCACCACCAGCCGGGGGAAGAGCAUACCAUCAACGAUACACUUUCAAAUCACAGCCACCGCAAACACCUGCCCUCUGUUGGUGUUCAUCAAUCCGAAAAGUGGAGGCCGACAGGGAGACCGAAUCCUGCGAAAAUUCCAGUACCUGCUAAAUCCGCGACAAGUGUACGACCUGUCGAAAGGUGGCCCCCUAGAGGGUCUCACGAUGUUUAAAGAUGUUCCGAAUUUUAAGGUGAUAUGCUGCGGUGGCGAUGGAACGGUCGGUUGGGUGCUCGAGGCGAUGGAUUCGAUUGAGCUGCAGUGCCAACCGUCCAUCGGGGUCAUACCGCUAGGAACGGGGAAUGAUCUUGCCCGAUGCCUCCGGUGGGGUGGAGGAUACGAGGGCGAAAGUAUUCCCAAAAUCUUAGAUAAAAUCCAGCGGUCUACGGUGGUAAUGCUGGACCGGUGGAGCAUCGAGGUUAAAAAUUAUCCCAUCACCAACGAAGAACCUCCGUUGAUACCUACCCAUGAGGUACUACAGGUUACGCUAUCGGAGAACGUGCAAAAAGUGAUAGAACUGUCGCGAAGGAUAAUUGAGGAGAAAUCUGUGAUUCAAUCGUAUGAUGAAUUUAAAAAUAGUACAAAAACUUCCGAGAUAUCGAUAGAGAACACAAAACGUGUCAUUCUAAGUGACAAUAAUAACACCUCGGUACACCAGCAAUCGACGAUGACAGCGAUGACGUCGUCAUCAUCAUCGUCCUCGUUCGUGAAAGAAAUUAUUCAGCAAACAACCACUGCUCCCAUCACCACCAGCAACGGGGACACGGUCGUAGAAACGCCGGCACCGCACUCGAAAAUGAUUGUUAAUGGCUACAGUAGUUCCGAGUGUCACACGGAAGCCAUCAGUAGCAGUGGCAAUGGUGACAGCGACGACCAACACCGCCAACCACUUCCGGUCGGAUCCACCGCUGUAACGGCGAACGGCGACAGCCAAGGCGGCGGGAACGAUGAAGAUGACACCGAUGAUAAGGCACGUGCUGAUGGGCUGGCGGCGGAGGAAAAACCUCAACUGCCACCGCCAGCGUCGGCGAUCAACGCCAAGGAGCGAAAUAUUGACCUGCCCAAGCUGAUCAAACCGCAGGCAGCUUCGGAAUUCACCGUACCGUACAACAUUAUCAACAAUUACUUCUCCGUGGGUGUGGACGCAGCGAUCUGUGUGAAGUUUCAUUUGGAACGGGAGAAAAAUCCGCACAAAUUCAACAGUCGCAUGAAGAACAAGCUGUGGUAUUUCGAAUACGCCACAUCGGAAACGUUUGCGGCAUCAUGUAAAAAUUUGCACGAAAAUUUGGAAAUUGUGUGCGACGGUGUUUCGUUGGAACUGGCAAACGGACCCCAGCUGCAGGGCAUUGCACUGCUCAACAUCCCGUACACUCACGGGGGAUCAAAUCUGUGGGGCGAACACUUGUCCCAGAAACGGAUGCGAAAAGGUCCCUUUCGGAAGAAACUGAAAACUUCGGACAAAGAACUAUCGGCCAACAGUUUCAAUUCGGUCGAUCUUUCUAUUGCAAUUCAAGAUAUUGGAGAUCAUCGAAUUGAGGUGAUUGGUUUGGAAAACUGCCUUCACAUGGGCCAGGUCCGAACAGGGCUGAGGGCUUCCGGUAGACGACUGGCACAGUGUAGUGAGGUUGUGAUAACCACCAAAAAGACGUUUCCAAUGCAAAUAGAUGGAGAACCAUGGAUGCAAGUUCCUUGUACGAUUCGAUUAACCCACAAGAACCAAGUUCCAAUGCUGAUGGCUCCACGUUCCGAAAAGAGUGGCGGAUUCUUUAAUUUUCUGAAGAGAUGACUAACAAAGAGGCCCGACUUAAAUACUCCGGCGAACGAAGCCUAGCAGAGUCUAUCCGACGCGUAAAAAACGUCGUAUCAACCCUCGCGUACUUCUAGCGCUUCGUUGCAGUGUGCGUAAAAUACCAACACAAUUAAGCAGAAUAUCGACAAGUGACAACACUAGCUUUAACCGGGAACCAAAACCAAAAAUACAGAUCAAAGUAUAGUGAAUCUUUAGCUAAAAAACAAGUAGACGGCAAGUUUCAUCUGGAAUUAAUCCAAACCAUAUUUCCAGAUGGUCUAGGCUCAGAAUCUACUUUUUAUUUUAUACGAAGGAUUAGAAAACAACUGUAACAUAUUUAACUAUAUACAAGGUAAGACACACGAUUUCGUAUCGAAAUUCGACUAUGAUAGAACUAGGAAGUGGUUUUUGCUCCAAAAACAAUAUUUCUCCCACCCUCCCCACCAAACCACACAAACCAAUUAGUCCCACAGUGCAUCACCAAAGAUUAGCAACAAGAACUGAUCCUAUAUUUACGACACAGGUCUCCCAAACUUGCUUAUCGAUUAGAACAACAUAUAAAUAUAACUAAUCAAUGUAACAACAACAAAAAAACAGUUUGGUGAUUAUCUAAGUUUAAUUUCUGUUGAUCGAAACUGCAAGCGAAAGUCGGGCCAAAAGAUGCAAAAGAUGUGUAUAUUUACAUUAACGUAUAGUUGAAACUUACGCCCAAGUUGUUACCAUUAUGUUUCGAUACAGUCCGUAUCUGUUGAAUUGUGAUUAUAGACCGGAUAUUAUUAUUAAUAUUAUUGCUGUUGCAUACUAUAAUCCUAUAUCUUUAUAAGCAGGUUAGUCAGUGGCCGUACUCUAAUGGUAUCAAAGACUCACUGAAAAGUGAUCGAAUGCUCGGUUUAUGUGCUUUAACGUGUAAUCAUUAAGUAGUGUGGCGGUACUGCCACGUAUCUUAAAAUUUUCACACAAUCUCGAAGUAGAAUUAACACUUCGGAUGCGAUACUUUUUUGGAGUUUUGAUAUAGAAUCGUUUUUUUUUUUCCUUAUUCUACGGACAAACUUACGAUAGACAGAGAAGAGCAAGGCAUUCCAUGGCAAAUUGUGAAGAAGCGUGAGGUUUAGCUGAAAAUAUUUCGUUCGUUUUGAUAAGCAUUCUGGGUUACAACAAAAUCUCCCAGAUGGACUCGAGGUACGAUGCUGGCCUAACAAGCCAGUCGUCGUAGGUUCGAGUCUCGGCUCGGGAGAGACUGUUUGUGUCAGUAGGAUCGUAGCGUUAGCCCCGCAAUUGUCCUGUACACUAAACAGUUGGCUGCGAAGUCUGUGUAUAACAAACAGAAGGUCAAGUUCCGAAUCGGAAUGUUGCACCAAGGCUUUGCUUUGCAAAUUUGUUGAAAAAUAAUCAUUUUUUCCCUCUUUUAUGUGAUUGCAUCGUAAAAGUUCACAAUUCCAAGCCAAGAACGAAUUCACAAUUGAAUAGAAAAUGCACGAAUUCUGCGAAAUUGCGAAUGCGAAAUUUUUCUUCGCAUGAUUUAUUUGAUAUGGAAUAACGUCUUACGGCAACAUAGAGGUGCAAAUUGAAAACCCUAAACAGUGUGCGCUGGUCUUUAGUUCUAAGUUUAUUCGUAUUUGACUUUUUUUUCGGGAGGGAAUUAUAUUAGGGGCCAUCCA
Wyeomyia smithii (pitcher-plant mosquito) is the source of this 6906-nucleotide messenger RNA. RefSeq names its product diacylglycerol kinase 1 (gene Dgk). Gene Ontology annotation, biological process: lipid phosphorylation; intracellular signal transduction; diacylglycerol metabolic process. The coding region runs from base 1901 to 5245 and encodes 1114 amino acids. Gene Ontology annotation, molecular function: ATP-dependent diacylglycerol kinase activity; calcium ion binding. Gene Ontology annotation, cellular component: plasma membrane. Lineage: Eukaryota; Metazoa; Arthropoda; Insecta; Diptera; Culicidae. The transcript is spliced from 20 exons. The record is from RefSeq and is a predicted model, not a curated record.